AUGCUGUUUCACGCCCUCUGCUCUGCAGCUUCGCUCACGACACCGCUGCUGAUCAGCGGCGGCAUGUGGCGACCGGCACGAGCGCACACGCGAAUGCAGCAAGGCUACGAGGAGGCCUUCGGCGAGUACGGCGGCCAGUCCGGCGGCGGCGAACAGCGGCAGUACCUGUACGACUCGCCGCAAGACUACUACGACGCCUCCAGUAGCUUCAACCAGCGGCAAGACGACUACUACACCGGAUCGCUGCAGGCCGGCGGCGGCGGGCAGGCCUACAGCGGCGAGGGGCAGGUCUGGGUGCUCCACCCGCUACGAGGCGUGCGCGGCUUCUCGAAUGCGCUGGCGUGCGACCCGGCCAGAGACUACUCCGCCCCUCCGUACGCGCUGCGGCGCGGCGAGGAGCACGUGCUGAGCCGGUGGAACAUGGAGCGGCAGCGGCUGACGGUGUCGCGGAUGCAGUGCGUGGUUGGCGUGGCGGAGGACGGGGCGGCGUACGUCACGUCGCACGGUAGAGGGCCAACCUACUGGCGAGAGAGCGGAGGGCCGUGGUACGCGCUGGAGCGAGGCGUGAGCGCGCCUCUCGCCGACGGAGACCAGGUCUCCCUCGACUGGCAUGACCCCGAGGCCGCCAUCUUCGGGUGCCGCGUUGAGGCGGAGGAGCGGCUGGGCGGCGGAGGGCCUCCGGGCGGGUGGGUGGCGCUAGUCGACGAGGCCAGCGGAGCGACGUACUACUAUGACGAGGCGACGGGUGCUUCGCAGUGGGAGCCACCCGCGGCGCACCAGUGGAGGUGA
Messenger RNA from Emiliania huxleyi CCMP1516, 789 nucleotides. RefSeq lists its product as hypothetical. Gene Ontology annotation, molecular function: protein binding. NCBI's taxonomy places the organism in Eukaryota, Haptophyta, Isochrysidales, Noelaerhabdaceae. The transcript is spliced from 2 exons. The record is from RefSeq and is a predicted model, not a curated record. The coding region runs from base 1 to 789 and encodes 262 amino acids.